Messenger RNA from Talaromyces atroroseus, 2322 nucleotides. RefSeq lists its product as hypothetical. Gene Ontology annotation, biological process: transcription by RNA polymerase III. The transcript has 2 exons. Gene Ontology annotation, cellular component: transcription factor TFIIIC complex. Lineage: Eukaryota; Fungi; Ascomycota; Eurotiomycetes; Eurotiales; Trichocomaceae. Gene Ontology annotation, molecular function: protein binding. The coding region runs from base 1 to 2322 and encodes 773 amino acids. The record is from RefSeq and is a predicted model, not a curated record.
AUGUCAGUUCGGCGAUCUGCGCGCGGCUCAGGUGCCCGGAAGAGCUAUACAAAUGACCCUUUUGAUGCGGUCGGGUUAGAGGAGGAGGAAGACGAGGAAGCCAUUGAACAGUCCAUUACUUACAAAGGCAAAGGGAAACGCCGGCGUGAAUCCGAUGAUGAAUUCGACGAGGCAGCAGCUGCUUCGGCCGAACAGGCGUUUAAGGAAGAAGAUGAUGAGGAAGAAGAAGAAGAAGGUCUUGCCGAUGAACUCGCCCAAAGCGAUGGCAGUGGUGAUUUUGAAUUAACCGAGCCUACUAUUGAUGCCUCGACUGCUGUGAGCGUUAGUAAUGCCAAUCGCGCACGCAAAAGGAGAACGGAUGGAUCGACCUUGUAUAAGUCAGAAGAUACUCAUAGUCGUGGUGCCUAUAACCCAUCCGAACAUGUCGGCAAGUCUAUGCAUAUCAAGUUGACAUUUGGCUUGGACAACCGCGAUCUUCUCGCUGCUGCUAGCGCUCGAACCCAGUGGUCUUUGGGUGUCGAUGCAACAUUUCCCACUAGGGCGUCUUUGGAAAAUACGACGAGUGCUGCCCAUUAUGGCCCAGGUAGCACGCAUGGGAUAUCGGCUGCAGACCUCGAGCGUGAAGCUACAGAGGCUUGGAACUGGUAUCACGAUGCAGAUAGCGGGCUUAGAUUUAGGGAAAGGCAACGUGUAGAGAAGAUUGAUAUGGACCAUGCCCAGCAAAAGUUCCUAUACAGGCCACAGAAAAAUAGCCACAAGGUCAUAUACGGGCCGGGCGAGAAUUUAUCCACAGCUUACCUCCGCCAGUAUGAAUCUCUCAAUUUUGGAGAGGCAUGGAAAUACCGCGAUGAGACGCAUAAAAGUGGAACACCUGUUUCAGCUGGGAACAAGGCAAAUAGGGGGCGUUCAAAGAAAACCACAAGUGGUCCAGCUGCAAGUAAGAGAAACGAAGAUGAACCUCCCAAGAUUACAGAAAGUCAACGACGAAAGAAUCGCUACGGGUGGAUUUUGAAUCUCUCUGGAAAAAUCCAAGCAUUAGGCUGGGCCCCCAACCAGGACGGGUUGACCCAAUAUUUGGCAGUGUCGGUUCCAAUCAGUUCAGAACAAGAGAAGCAGUAUGAUCCGUCUGAACCACCAGCUGCCUCACGAGCCUUUUCUCCCUCGUCACCUUAUCCGGGGGCUAUACAGAUCUGGUCUUUUGAUGCCGAAGACCGCAAGGAUGGCAUUGUCAAGACGGUAGAUAUUAACCGCAAGCCGACAUUGCGGCUAGUACUGUGCAUGGAAUUUGGACAUAUCAGAAAAAUUCAUUGGUGUCCGAUGCCACGGAGGAGACGUGAUGAAGAAGAUAAUUUCGAGCACGAUUUGGGUUUGCUCGCUUGCGUCUUUUCAGAUGGUCGUACGAGAGUCUUUAAUAUCAAGGUGGAUAGAAACGUCAAGACUACAGAGUACCUGUAUGUCAAAUCGGCCGCAUUCACCGCCAUGCCUUCUCCAACGAUUUCUUCCUGUUUGGCCUGGCUGUCCCCAACUGACAUAGCCGUUGGCUGUGCGAACGGCUGGGUUGCGGUAUACAACCUUUUAGCAUAUCAGGUCAUUUCGAAGCUUGAUCAGCAAGAAGAUGAUCCUAUUCCGUACAUCUAUAUUCCUGUUCACUCGACCUACAUCACCAAUCUAGAGACGGCGUACCCCCAGCAUCCACACCUCAUAUCUACCGCAGCAAUGGACGGAAACACGAGACUUACCUCGCUAUUUGACCCCGUCAAGGACAUGGUCGAUACCACGAGACAGCGAUUGGGGAAUAUGCAAAUCUCUUACUAUCCUUAUCUGCAGGCAUUUGUGUCUAGUGACGAGCAUGACGCCGUUCGCGGACUGUCUGUCCGCCGAUUCUUUACUUCUACUUCGAUCGGUAGACUUCCCAGCGCUAUUUCAGCUAUUGCUAAUGGCAGUCGCUGGCAUCCAUCUGUCAUGGCUGGGUGUACAGAGGGCUCUAUAUAUAUUUUCAAUCCGCUUCGUAGGUUUAUGCAUGCCAAAGAGUCGCAUUUUCAUGCGCGGUGGUUCUUGCAUGAAUGGGCUGCUGGGAAAGACGAACAGACGCCCAAUACAAGUCGCUUCAUGGAUGAUAUAGAAGUGGAGAGUUUGAGUUUAUUGCGAUCACUGAAGGCUGAUGGGAAAAUCGUGAAUGGGAUGUUAACUCUCACGAUAUAUGAUGAGGAACAACACAUUACGAAUGUAGACUGGAAUUCGAAUCAGCAUUGUGCUGGAUGGGCAGCUGCGGGUAUGGGGUCUGGUUUGGUACGAGUGGAAGACCUGGCAAUGUUUCAUUAG